Acomys russatus (golden spiny mouse) is the source of this 4504-nucleotide messenger RNA. RefSeq names its product YTH N6-methyladenosine RNA binding protein C2 (gene Ythdc2). Gene Ontology annotation, cellular component: intracellular anatomical structure. Bases 184 to 4479 code for a protein of 1431 amino acids. NCBI's taxonomy places the organism in Eukaryota, Metazoa, Chordata, Mammalia, Rodentia, Muridae. The transcript has 29 exons. The record is from RefSeq and is a predicted model, not a curated record. Gene Ontology annotation, molecular function: protein binding; RNA binding; ATP binding.
UCUCUAGGCUGUGGUUGUGCCGACGCUUUCGCUUCUAGCGCUGCGGAGCGGAGCUUCGUCCGAGGUGGUGCUUGCCGGGCGGGAGGGAGGCCGGCGGCGGCCACACAGGCUUUCUGUCUCUGUCACUGCUCGCUGGCAGCAGGCCUGGCCGCUCCCACGCGGAGCGAGCUUCUCCUCAGGGCCAUGUCCAGGCCGAGCAGCGUCUCGCCGCGACCGCCGGCUCCUGGCGGCGGCGGCGGCGGCGGCGGCCCCGCUUCGUGCGGUCCUGGAGGCGGUGGCCGGGCCAAGGGGCUCAAAGACAUUCGCAUCGACGAGGAGGUGAAGAUUGCCGUCAACAUCGCUCUGGAGCGCUUCCGAUAUGGUGACCAGCGAGAAAUGGAAUUUCCUUCUUCUUUGACCAGUACGGAAAGAGCCUUUAUUCACCGACUGAGUCAGUCUCUUGGUUUAGUUUCUAAAAGUAAAGGAAAGGGAGCAAAUAGAUACCUAACUGUGAAGAAGAAAGAUGGAUCAGAAACAGCUCAUGCAAUGAUGACCUGCAAUUUGACUCAUAAUACAAAACAUGCUGUUAGGAGUCUAAUUCAGAGAUUUCCUGUCACCAAUAAAGAACGGACUGAACUUCUUCCUAAAACAGAAAGAGGAAAUGUGUUUGCAGUUGAAGCUGAAAACCGAGAAAUGAGCAAGACAAGUGGGCGACUCAACAAUGGCAUACCUCAAGUUCCUGUGAAGAGGGGAGAAUCGGAAUUUGACUCAUUCAGGCAGUCUCUACCAGUUUUUGAGAAACAAGAAGAGAUUGUUAAAAUAAUUAAGGAAAAUAAGGUGGUUUUGAUUGUAGGAGAAACUGGAUCUGGAAAGACCACACAGAUUCCUCAGUUCCUGUUAGAUGAUUGCUUUAAAAAUGGCAUCCCCUGCCGAAUAUUUUGUACUCAACCAAGACGAUUAGCAGCUAUAGCUGUGGCUGAAAGAGUGGCUGCGGAGAGAAGGGAAAGAAUUGGUCAGACAAUUGGUUAUCAGAUCCGCUUAGAAAGCAGGGUUUCUCCAAAGACACUUCUGACCUUCUGCACUAAUGGGGUAUUGCUUCGUACACUGAUGGCAGGAGAUAGCACGUUGUCAACUGUGACCCAUGUUAUUGUGGAUGAAGUGCACGAAAGGGAUCGAUUCAGUGAUUUUUUACUUACCAAGUUAAGAGAUUUGUUGCAAAAGCAUCCAACUUUGAAACUAAUUCUUUCUAGUGCUGCCUUGGAUGUGAAUCUCUUCAUAAGAUAUUUUGGAAGUUGCCCAGUGAUAUAUAUACAAGGGAGACCAUUUGAAGUAAAAGAAAUGUUUCUGGAAGAUAUUUUAAGAACUACUGGAUAUACCAACAAAGAAAUGUUAAAGUACAAAAAGGAAAAGCAACGAGAGGAGAAACAGCAGACCACACUCACAGAGUGGUACUCAGCUCAAGAGAAUACUUUCAAACCUGAGUCUCAGAGACAGAGAGCUGUUGCAAAUGUGUCUGAAGAGUAUGACCUACUGGACGAUGGAGGCGAUGCGGUCUUCAGCCAGCUGACGGAAAAAGAUGUGAAUUGCCUUGAACCAUGGUUAAUCAAGGAAAUGGAUGCCUGCCUUUCUGACAUAUGGCUGCAUAAAGACGUUGAUGCUUUUGCUCAGGUCUUUCAUCUUAUUUUAACUGAAAAUGUCAGUGUUGAUUAUAGGCAUAGUGAGACCAGUGCAACAGCUCUGAUGGUUGCUGCAGGACGGGGCUUUACGAGCCAAGUAGAACAGUUAAUUAGUAUGGGAGCAAAUGUCCACAGUAAAGCAUCAAAUGGCUGGAUGGCUUUAGAUUGGGCCAAGCACUUUGGCCAGACAGAAAUUGUGGAUCUUCUAGAAUCUUACAGUGCUUCAUUGGAAUUUGGAAAUCUAGAUGAAAGUUCUUUGGUUCAAACAAAUGGAAAUGACCUCAGUGCAGAAGACAGAGAGCUGCUGAAAGCUUACCAUCAUAGUUUUGAUGAUGAAAAAGUAGACUUGGAUCUGAUCAUGCACCUUCUGUACAACAUCUGCCAUAGUUGUGAUGCUGGUGCAAUAUUAAUUUUUCUACCCGGAUAUGACGAAAUUGUUGGUUUGAGGGAUCGGAUCCUGUUUGAUGACAAGCGGUUUGCUGAUAAUACGCAUAGAUAUCAAGUCUUUAUGCUUCACUCAAAUAUGCAGACAUCUGAUCAAAAGAAAGUAUUAAAAAAUCCACCUGCGGGUGUCCGAAAAAUAAUCCUUUCUACCAACAUUGCUGAAACUAGCAUCACUGUCAAUGAUGUUGUCUUUGUUAUUGAUUCUGGUAAGGUGAAAGAGAAAUCCUUUGAUGCACUGAAUUUUGUCACAAUGUUAAAAAUGGUAUGGAUUUCUAAAGCUAGUGCCAUACAGCGCAAAGGCAGAGCGGGACGAUGUAGACCUGGAAUUUGUUUCCGUCUGUUUAGUAGACUCCGAUUUCAGAACAUGCUGGAAUUUCAGACUCCAGAACUCUUGAGAAUGCCAUUGCAGGAACUUUGUUUACAUACCAAGCUGCUAGCCCCAGUUAAUUGUACCAUUGCUGACUUCCUUAUGAAAGCCCCUGAACCACCUCCAGCUUUAAUUGUAAGAAACGCUGUUCAGAUGCUAAAGACAAUAGACGCAAUGGAUGCGUGGGAAGAUCUGACUGAACUUGGGUAUCAUUUGGCUGAUUUGCCAGUAGAACCACAUCUUGGUAAAAUGGUCCUGUGCGCUGUUGUUUUAAAGUGUCUGGAUCCCAUCCUUACCAUUGCCUGCACACUAGCUUAUCGCGACCCUUUUGUACUGCCUACCCAGGCCUCUCAGAAACGUGCAGCCAUGCUUUGUAGGAAGCGCUUCACUGCGGGGACUUUCAGUGACCACAUGGCACUUCUCAGAGCAUUCCAGGCAUGGCAGAAAGCACGGAGUGAUGGGUGGGAGCGAGCCUUUUGUGAAAAGAAUUUUCUUUCACAAGCUACAAUGGAAAUUAUUAUAGGCAUGAGGACACAGUUGCUUGGUCAGCUGAGAGCAUCAGGUUUUGUUAGAGCACGAGGUGGUGGUGACAUUCGAGAUGUUAACACAAACUCCGAGAACUGGGCUGUUGUGAAAGCUGCGUUGGUAGCAGGCAUGUAUCCUAAUUUAGUCCAUGUGGACAGAGAGAAUAUAGUAUUGACAGGGCCAAAGGAAAAAAAAGUACGGUUUCAUCCCACUUCAGUUCUCAGUCAGCCUCAAUAUAAAAAGAUCCCUCCAGCCAAUGGUCAGGCUGCAGCAAUUCAGGCAUUGCCCACGGAUUGGCUUAUUUAUGAUGAAAUGACCAGAGCCCAUAGAAUUGCUAAUAUCAGAUGUUGUUCAGCAGUGACACCUGUAACUGUACUGGUGUUCUGUGGCCCAGCGAGACUGGCAAGUAAUGCUCUUCAGGAACCUUCAUCCUUUAGAGCGGAUGGCAUCCCCAAUGACAGUAGUGACAGUGAAAUGGAGGACAGAACUACUGCUAACUUGGCUGCUUUGAAACUUGAUGAGUGGCUUCAUUUCAAACUAGAGCCAGAGGCUGCGAGUUUAUUGCUGCAGCUCAGACAGAAGUGGCAUAGCUUGUUUUUACGCCGAAUGAGAGCUCCAUCUAAACCUUGGUCUCAAGUCGAUGAAGCUACCAUACGGGCUAUUAUAGCUGUUUUAAGCACUGAAGAACAGUCUGCAGGUUUACAGCAGCCAUCUGGAAUUGGACAGAGGCCAAGACCCAUGUCUUCAGAAGAACUUCCUUUGGCUUCAUCUUGGAGAUCGAAUAAUAGUAGGAAAACUUCAGCUGACACUGAGUUUGCUGAUGGAUCUACGACUGCAGAAAGAGUACUGAUGAAAUCUCCAUCUCCAGCCUUACAUCCACCUCAGAAGUACAAAGAUAGAGGAAUUUUACAUCCUAAACGGAGUACUGAUGACCGAUCGGAUCAAUCAUCUGUGAAAUCCACAGACAGCAGCAGCUACCCAAGUCCCUGUGCUAGUCCCUCUCCUCCGUCCUCAGGGAAGGGCUCAAAGUCUCCUUCACCAAGACCAAACAUGCCUAUUCGUUACUUCAUAAUGAAGAGUAGCAAUUUGAGAAACCUUGAAAUUUCUCAACAGAAGGGUAUCUGGUCUACAACCCCUAGUAAUGAACGGAAGCUAAAUCGAGCAUUUUGGGAGAGCAGCAUGGUUUACUUGGUAUUUUCUGUUCAAGGAUCUGGACAUUUCCAGGGAUUUUCUAGGAUGUCUUCUGAGAUAGGAAGAGAGAAAAGCCAGGACUGGGGCUCUGCUGGACUCGGUGGAGUAUUUAAAGUGGAGUGGAUACGCAAAGAAAGCUUGCCCUUUCAGUUUGCACACCAUUUACUCAAUCCUUGGAAUGACAACAAAAAAGUACAGAUAAGCAGAGAUGGGCAGGAGCUAGAACCUCAGGUUGGUGAGCAGUUGCUCCAGUUAUGGGAACGCCUUCCAUUGGGAGAAAAGACCACAGCUGAUUGACAUUCAGGUUAUAUAAUAUUUGGCU